AUGGUGUUGGGUACAUCAGAAAGGUCCGUCAACACCGACACCCACAGUCCCCAUGCCAGGUCCAACUCCUACUUCACCAGCUCCUACAACCUCACCACCCUUGCCAGACAAUACAACGCAGCCUCCACAUACAACAACACCACCAUCACCUGGAACAAGUACAGGUACUGUUAUCGUGCUUCCUGCAGUGCCUCUGGGGACCCACAUUACAACACUUUUGACCACAAAGUCCAUAAUUUCAUGGGAAAUUGCACCUACACCCUCUCCAAAGUGUGCACUGUCUCUGAGAGUCUUCCAUACUUUGAAGUGUCCACAACAAAUGAGCACAGAGGAGCCAACACCAAAGUCUCUUAUGUGAAGUCAGUGCACGUGGAAGUCUAUGACAAUCGGAUAUCUCUGCUGAAAAACAAGAAAGUGAAUGUGAAUGGUCACAGAAGGAACUUGCCUGUAUUUAUUGAAAAGAAGAUCAGUAUUCAAAGCAGUGGUGGAUAUGUUCUCUUGGAAACUGACUUUGGACUGUGGGUGAGAUAUGAUGGAAAUCAUUAUGCAGAAGUCUCUGUGCCCUCUAAUUACAGCAGUCUGCUCUGUGGCCUCUGUGGUAACUAUAAUGGUAAUCCAAAUGAUGACAAUAUCAAGUCCAAUGGUGACAUUGCAAGUAAUUCCACUGAUCUUGGAGAAAGCUGGCAGGUGCCUGAGAAUAAUACCAUCUAA
Molecule: messenger RNA, 711 nt
Organism: Catharus ustulatus (Swainson's thrush)
Lineage: Eukaryota; Metazoa; Chordata; Aves; Passeriformes; Turdidae
Product: zonadhesin-like
Exons: 7
Coding region: 1-711 (236 amino acids)
Cellular component (GO): extracellular matrix
Source: RefSeq, a predicted model, not a curated record